GUAAACCUUAUAAACGACAAUAAACAGCAUUUGGCACUACUGUACAGCUCAGUGGUCCCAGUGCCAUCUUGCAAGGUUUAUUUUGUUGUUGCGGUUGACGUGAAACUAUACAAGACGUAAUUUCAUCACAAGUGCUUGUUUUAAUUUUAAUAACUAUUUUCGUGCUGUUGGGGAUUGGGCUUGAAUAUGCACAACAUGAAAACCGAGGCUGGUACGAUUGAUCAUCGCUCUAAUGGAGCUCAUGGGUCAGAGCGUGUUGCUAUAUUAGAUGCGGGUGCUCAGUAUGGCAAAAUAAUUGACAGAAAAGUCAGAGAGUUGUAUGUGGAAAGUGACAUUCUUCCACUUGACACAUCAGCUGACAUUUUAAGAGACAAGGGAUAUAAGGCUGUUAUAAUAUCUGGUGGCCCUAAUUCAGUGUAUGCUGAGGAUGCUCCAACAUAUGAUCCAGUAAUCUUCAGGAUAGGAAUUCCAGUUCUUGGUAUCUGUUAUGGCAUGCAAAUGUUAAACAAAGAAUUUGGUGGACAAGUUGAAAGGAAAGAGGGUCGUGAAGAUGGGCAGUUUGAUAUUGAGGUUGAUCCAACUUGCCUCUUAUUCAAGGGCUUAGAAAAUGUUCAGUCUGUUUUGCUUACACACGGCGACAGUAUACACAAAGUUGCUGAUCAAUUCAAGGUGGUGUCGAGGUCAUCGAACUUUGUGGCUGGUAUUGCGAAUGAAAAGUUGAGAUUGUAUGGUGUACAAUUCCACCCAGAGGUUGACCUCUCAGUGAAUGGAAAUGCAAUGUUAAAAAAUUUCCUGUUUGACAUCAGUGGACUAACAGGGUCCUUUACAAUUCAAGGAAGAGAGCUGGAAUGCCUAAAUUACAUCAAACAAACAGUUGGAAAUAACAAAGUUUUGCUUCUUGUCAGUGGUGGUGUAGAUUCCACAGUAUGUGCUGCCCUGCUGCAUAAAGCUCUCCACAAAGACCAAGUGAUUGCCGUUCAUAUUGAUAAUGGUUUUAUGCGCAAAAAUGAGAGUAUGCUUGUGGAGCAGUCUCUCAAAAGGCUUGGUUUGGAUCUAAAAGUUAUUGAUGCUGGCUACAAGUUCAAAUACGGUUCCACCAACAUACCUAUGGACCAGAGAGAGCCUAAUGUAAGAAGUCCUGCUUUUAAAGUUACUAAAAUUCUUUGUCAAACAACUGCACCAGAAGAAAAGAGAAAGAUUAUUGGUGAUGUAUUUGCCAAAAUUGCUCAGGAAGUAGUUGAAGAAAUGAAUUUGAGGCCCGAGGAUGUUUUUCUUGGCCAAGGAACCUUGAGACCUGAUCUUAUUGAAUCUGCAUCUUCAGUGGUAAGCUCAAAAGCUCAGGUAAUUAAGACACAUCACAAUGAUACAGAGCUCAUAAGACAGUUGAGAGACCAGGGUCGUGUUGUAGAGCCACUGAAAGACUUCCAUAAAGACGAAGUUAGACAGUUGGGAAGGGAUCUUGACCUGCCCUCAGACUUGCUUAUGAGGCAUCCAUUCCCUGGACCAGGAUUGGCCAUUCGUGUUCUUUGCGCUGAAGAACCCUACAUGGAACAAGACUUUUCAGAAACACAGGUUCUGGUUAAGAUCAUAGUUGGAUAUAAUCAAAUGGUUAAAAAAAGCCAUGCCUUAUUAAACAGAGUUGAAAGUGCAACGUCUGCUGAUGAACGCGCAGUUCUACAAAGAGUUUCAAGUAAACAGAAAUUAGCAGCAACACUCUUACCCAUUAGAAGUGUCGGUGUGCAGGGUGACUGCCGUUCUUACAGCUAUGUUGUUGGCAUUUCUUCUGACCAAAGUCCCGACUGGGAUGACAUGAUAUUCCUAGCAAAGCUGAUUCCACGAGUGUGUCAUAAUAUUAACAGAGUUUGCUACGUGUAUGGAGGAAUCGUCAAAGAUGCUGUGUCAGAUAUAACAUCAACCUGUCUCACUUCAAAUGUUUUAAGCACACUUCGGCAAGCUGAUUACCUUGCUACUCAGGUCUUAACAUCCUCAAAUUGCAUGCAUACAUUGAGUCAAAUGCCAGUUGUUUUAAUUCCUGUACACUUUGAUCGGGAUUCAGUAAACAGAACACCUUCUUGUCAGCGUUCUGUCGUCUUAAGGCCGUUUGUUACUCAAGAUUUUAUGACUGGUGUUCCUGCUAUUCCAGGAAAGCAUUUACCUGUGGAGGUUGUGGAAAGAAUGGUUCAAGAAAUUCAAGGUGUUCCCGGAAUUUCAAGAGUCCUCUACGAUUUGACAUCGAAGCCGCCAGGGACCACUGAAUGGGAAUGAAAUUCUCAAGUUUUAGCUCAGCAGUGUUGUUGGCAUUGUCGCUCACUGCACCCUGCACUACCAUGUGUACUGAAAGGUGUGGAAUACUGUUAUAUGCAACCUGGAAGUCCACUUGUCCACUGCUUUAACCUUGGGACCUAUUUGGUCCUACUAAUCAAUUUGUGCAAAUUCAGAAUGAAAUGCCAUUUGCCUAUUCAUAGUGUGUUAAAACAUGCAAUGAUAAAUCAUGAUCUUCAACCAUGGCAGCCAGGGAUCUAUUUUAUUCAUAAAACCUUUGACGCCUGAGGGUUUAAAUCUGUUAUUGAUCCAUGUAAAAUCAUUAUUGUAUAUGCUCGUGUUUCUGAUUUUAUGUACUUUGUACCAUGUUCUCUCCAAUGAAAUUAUUCCUGGUUAGUGAGAAAUUUAUUAUAA
Messenger RNA from Frankliniella occidentalis (western flower thrips), 2676 nucleotides. RefSeq names its product GMP synthase [glutamine-hydrolyzing] (gene bur). Gene Ontology annotation, biological process: GMP biosynthetic process. The transcript has 13 exons. Gene Ontology annotation, molecular function: ATP binding; GMP synthase (glutamine-hydrolyzing) activity; GMP synthase activity. Bases 187 to 2265 code for a protein of 692 amino acids. Gene Ontology annotation, cellular component: cytosol. Lineage: Eukaryota; Metazoa; Arthropoda; Insecta; Thysanoptera; Thripidae. The record is from RefSeq and is a predicted model, not a curated record.